Molecule: messenger RNA, 768 nt
Organism: Protopolystoma xenopodis
Lineage: Eukaryota; Metazoa; Platyhelminthes; Monogenea; Polystomatidea; Polystomatidae
Source: the annotation of a GenBank genome assembly
AUGUGUAAUAUGGGGAGUGUAGGCAUGGGCAACAUGGGCAAAAUGGGCAAUAUGAUGAAUGUAGAAAAUAUAAGAAAUGUGGACAACAUAGACAAUAUGGGGAGUGUGGACAUAGGCAACAUGGGCAACUUAGGCACCAUUAGCAACAUGGUUUGUCUGUCCGUUACGCCGCUGGGAGAGGGAGAGAGGCGCAAGCGACGCAAUCUACCGGCCAGCGCCCGACGUUCGGCGUCCAGCGUCGGGCUUCCGGUGUUCGGUGUUCGGUGUUCGGUGUUCGGUGGUAGAGACGGCGAAGAGCGGGACUGGAGGCCCAUUUUGUAUCAAAAGGAGAAACGAGACGAGGCACAAUUGCAAGCAGAUGGGGCGGGGUGUGCAAAUGGCAACGAAGGCGCCCCAGCAAUUGUUCUUUGCUCGAAGCCGGCCACCACCGGCGGCGUUAGCAACGCGUAUUGCGCGCGCUUUCCAUUCGCCUGCGCCUCUAGCCUGUGGACAGCCAUUCACAUGUCAGUUCAGCUUCCCCCGGGGGCCAGGACGACAGCGCCUUCAGGCAGGUGGGCUGAGCCCGGGCUCGCUGAUCAGGUCGAGCCCGAGCUGUACGCAGGCUGGGCGCAUGGGGAGGCAUGGAUGCACCGACGGACGAACGGUUUUGGGGGUGCCGCGAGUCGAAUUAUAGACAAAGUGGAGGUGCCUUUGAUGGCCAGUUGCCAUGGCGCUGGAGACUGGGCGUAUCGGCCUGACAAUUGGGUACUCUACUCGACCGGUAUUUGA